CGCCCACCGAGGCCCCGCGUCCUUGCUAUUGGUUCCCUUCCCUGCGCCGUCCGUUGCCGUGGAGACCAAGGCUAUGGCAACCAGGAGAAGCCAAACUUGCUCAUCCCUUCGCUACCGCCAAGGGGUCUCUAGACUCUAGGCGGGGCGGACUCUCUCGGCGCUGUGCUCAUGGCGCUCUACGAGCUCUUCUCUCAGCCGGUCGAGCGCGGCUACCGCGCGGGGCUCUGCUCCAAGGCCGCGCUGUUCCUGCUGCUGGCCACCGCGCUCACGUACAUCCCGCCGCUGCUGGUGGCCUUCCGCAGCCACGGGUUUUGGCUGAAGCGGAGCAGCUACGAGGAGCAGCCGACUGUGCGCUUCCAGCACCAGGUACUGCUCCUGGCCCUGCUAGGAUCCGAGCGCGGCGGGUUCCUCGCCUGGAGCACGUUCCCCGCCUUCAACCGGCUGCAGGGGGAUCAUCUGCGCGUCCCGCUCGUUUCGACUAGAGAAGAAGACAGAAACCAGGACGGGAAAAUGGACAUGCUACAUUUUAAACUGGAGCUUCCCCUGCAGUCCACGGAGCAUGUUCUUGGUGUGCAACUCAUCUUGACUUUCUCCUACCAAUUGCAUAGGAUGUCAACCUUCGUGAUGCAGAGCAUGGCAUUUCUUCAAUCCUCCUUCGCUAUUCCAGGGUCCCAGUUAUAUGUGAACGGAGACCUGAGGCUGCAGCAAAAGCAGCCCCUAAGCUAUGAUGGCCUAGACGUGCGAUACAACGUGUCUGUCAUCAACGGAACCAGUCCUUUUGCCCAUGACUAUGACCUCACGCAUAUUGUUGCUGCCUAUCAAGAAAGGAACAUAACCACCAUUCUGACUGUCCCCAACCCCAUCUGGCUGGUGGGAAGGGCUGCCGAAGCUCCAUUUGUGAUUAAUGCUGUCAUCCGAUACCCUGUGGAAGUCAUAUCUUAUCUACCAGGAUUCUGGGAAAUUAUAAAGUUUGCCUGGAUCCAGUAUGUCAGUAUCCUACUUAUCUUCCUCUGGGUGUUUGAAAGAAUAAAAAGAUUUGUGUUUCAGAAUCAAGUGGUCACCACAAUCCCUGUAACAGCAAUGCUCCAGGGAGAACUCUAUAAGCAGCACUUAUCGUAAGAAGACCAUGACUCUAAGCAGGACCUGGCUACCUCAUAUUGUCUUCUGAGAACGCCACCUUAGGACACUUCUGAAAAGGGCCCAUGGACACGUGACAGCAUGUGUGUUUUUCCUACCAGCGACAAAGAAGAGUUCUUUCUAAUUUUUCUCUACACAAAUUCCAUAUCUUCUAAGUGCCUACCAGAAUCAUCAGAGACUAGUUUGUGGGAAGGUCUGAAAAGGCUAUAAUUUGCUCUCCCGCCCCCCUUUUUUUGCCCUAGACUUGAAUUUCAAGAGAAAACUAUAAUCAAUUGAGACAUGUUGGAAAGAGUAUCACCUCUAGUCAAGCAGACCUUUGCUUCCAUGAACCGAGAAACAUGCUAUGCAUUUCUUCCCCCAAUUGUAAGGCACUUUUGACUCUUUUCAGGGCUCUCAGAACAGAUAUGCAAAUCAUUAGCAUUUCCCCCAUUCAGAACUUUGAUUUCCAGAACUGAGAGGCCUUUAACUGGAGAACUGGAGAGAGAGGGAGUGCUCAAGAACAUGUGUGUGCACCCACGUGAGGGUGGGCAACUUGAGGACACUAGGACCAUCCACCUGCCCUCAGUCUAACAGACAUCUUCUGUCAUCAGCUCAGCUGAAAAGCCCUUUAUCCUGCCCUUAUGUGGCUGGCUCUUUGCCCUGCCUUUUGCUCUCUGUCUAUGCCCCUGGAGUAGCAGGCUGAAGUCAGAAGUGCUGUUUCAUUCACAAUCCUCUGGGCAACUGUGGGGGGAAUAAGGAUUGUAACCGUUUUUUUUUCUCUCUGGUCCUCACCCAACAGCCUGGACACUUGCCACUCCUCUUUCUCGACAGCCUCUCCCCCUUCCUGAAAAGGACAUGGGUGACAGAGGACCUGUUGUUGGUAUUGGCUCCCUGCCCAACAACCACAGAGUUUAUUUGGAGGGCUAGCGGGAAGCCCAGCUCCUUGUAUUUCCCUUGACUAAGGAACAGGGUGCCCAUCAGAGCCGGCCGCUUUGGGAGGGACGCAAGGAGCAGUGCGGGGAGGAAGAGGAUGCUAGCCUACGCAGCUCAGUCCAGCCUGGCCCAGACCAGAAUGGCGGGCAGUCCAGUCAGAUGACGCUCAUGACUAAGCGAGUGUCUGCAGGAGAAGAGUGCUGGGACAGGUCUUUGUUACACACAGAGACUGAUUUCUUUUCGCCCUAAGAAAACAUGGGGUUCGUCAGAGGAUGGAUAGAUCUGCUUUAUGAUCCCAAGAUGUCAUUGGUACUGAAAGGACACACCCACUAUGACCUGUGCUUCAGGCCCAGUCAUAAACACACACUUCAGUGUGUGCCUCAGUUUACCUUGGAGAUUCAGUUUUUAUUUCCAAACCACCUUUUCUUUCAGACUGACUAAAAUAAGUAUUUUGGAAACAAAGCUAUUUUGAAGUGUUCAAGCACACAAAAUCCUAACAGUGGCCCCUCUGGUUUUUCUUUUAAACUUUAGGACUGCUUAUUUAUAUGCCUAAAAAUUUUUUGAGAUUUCAAUCAAUGAAAAUUGGUUGCUGAAUUUUCUGAAUUACAAAAAGAUAAGGAGACAUGGAAAGACAGCUAAAGAUGUAUAGACAUUGCUUUGCAUUUUAUUAAAUUGUUUUAAUGUAAGACAAAAUUUGUAUAACAAACCAUGUGUUUCAUAACUUUCUAAUUAAAAUGUUCAAAAUG
This is a messenger RNA of Myotis myotis, 2795 nucleotides long. It is a transcript of the gene TMEM231, whose product is annotated as transmembrane protein 231. Gene Ontology annotation, biological process: cilium assembly; regulation of protein localization. NCBI's taxonomy places the organism in Eukaryota, Metazoa, Chordata, Mammalia, Chiroptera, Vespertilionidae. The record is from RefSeq and is a predicted model, not a curated record. Gene Ontology annotation, cellular component: ciliary transition zone; ciliary membrane. The transcript is spliced from 7 exons. Bases 169 to 1119 code for a protein of 316 amino acids.